ACAAAAAUUUAAAGGAUACUUAGAUACUGGUGCACAGUUAAAUGUUAUAACUCACAAUUUAGUACAACUGCUGCAUUUACCUGUAACAGAAACAACUGCAGUACUCAAAGGUUUUACCGGUGAUACUAUACCAGCUUUGGGACAAACCAAACUGUGUCUAGAAGUUGAUGAUCUAAAGUUUGAUACGACUGCAGUUAUAACCCAUUUAAAGCUUCCUUCGGAUGUGGAUAUUCUUGUAGGACAACCUGUAAUCAAUGCAGAAGGAGUUUCACUGAUAACAACUCAAAAUUCAGCAAAACUCAGAAGAGGAAACGAUCUGAUGAUGAUUAUCAAUGAUGAUGAAACAGAUACCAAGUUUAAAGUGACUACUUGCGAAGAUAUACUCAUACCACCAAAAGAGUCCAGAUUUGUGGAAGUAGCUGUAGUGGGAAAUAUUAAGGAUCGUGAUGUUUGCACCACUCCCAGGAUUUAUGACAUGGACAAUAAGUUUUUCGCUGUACCUGCGACGCUACUCACUGGAGAAAAGGGAUAUUUGAAAAUAUACAACGUGGGUGAUGGAAAACUCAAGUGGAAUCAAGGCGAUUUGAUUACUCGCGCCAUUCUGUGCGAUGCAGUUCAUAAGGCUUCUGAUAACACCGACGAGCUUCUGGCCAGUAAUAGUAAGGAUGGCCGAUGUUAAUCGCUGCUUUCGGAGGGAAGGCGGCAAAGGCGAGAGCGGGCGGAGGUGCGGAGCGCGGGGCCACCGAUCAUUCACUCACUCGGCCAGCCGUCAUCGUCUCGUACAUUCUAUCGGAUCAGCUGUGCGCGUCGGAAUAGAUUACCUUAAUAAAUAAAUAA
This is a messenger RNA of Pectinophora gossypiella (pink bollworm), 837 nucleotides long. RefSeq lists its product as uncharacterized. Lineage: Eukaryota; Metazoa; Arthropoda; Insecta; Lepidoptera; Gelechiidae. The coding region runs from base 320 to 679 and encodes 119 amino acids. The transcript has 2 exons. The record is from RefSeq and is a predicted model, not a curated record.